This is a messenger RNA of Bactrocera tryoni, 5282 nucleotides long. Its product is annotated as AF4/FMR2 family member lilli. The record is from RefSeq and is a predicted model, not a curated record. Gene Ontology annotation, molecular function: protein binding. The coding region runs from base 99 to 4979 and encodes 1626 amino acids. The transcript has 7 exons. Lineage: Eukaryota; Metazoa; Arthropoda; Insecta; Diptera; Tephritidae.
CAGUGCUCCAAAGAUAAUAACAAAAAAAGCUACCAACUCCGUCGUUCAUACCACUGAAGCCUUACUCUAAUUACUUGCGCCGCCCGGCAGCCUAAAUUAUGCGCCUCUUCAAGACACGCAAGUCCAUCGACACAUUUGGCAGCGCUAACACCAACACCACCAGCAUCCAUCCGUCAUAUCAGCAGCACUAUAACAACGGCACACAAACCGCCACGCCCACACCGACCGCCACAACAUGCGCCGUCAAAUUCAGCAAAACCAUCGCCGGCAGCACAGCCAUUUCAUCGUCGCUACCCGAUCUGCAUGAUUCGCCCGUCAUGAUCCUAAGCUGUACGAAUCUGAGCGCUAGCCACACGCCCACACCGCGCACACCCACCAGCGUCGGCGUGCUGAGCGCCAGCAAUAGCGGCGCCUCCACACAAACGCACUCACCUGCCGCAGUUGGUGGCGCAGGUGGUGGCAGCUACACACACAACUACAGCAGCCACAAUAGCAGCGGACGUCAAACGCCGUCAGCGCUGUCGGUGGCUUCAUUGAAUGAUGCUGCGCUGCAGCGAUUGCAUCACCAUCAUCAACAGCAACAGGGACAUCACAGCACCACACACUUAUUUCAAAAUGGCAGUGGCGGCGUUGGAGGCGGUGGAGGCGGCAGCAAGUGCAAAAGUAACACUUUGUUGGUGAAUUAUGGUGGCAGCAGCAAUAAUAUUGCGACAGCGCAACAUUAUUACCAAAAACUCGGCCAGCAGACCUUGGGGCAACAGCGCAACAGCUCGUCAUCGAGUAGCUGCAUCUACGAGAAAAGCAGAAAUGCGAGUUGCCACAAUAUUUCAUUGAUGCCGAAUGGCGACAAGGCAGGUGGCGGCGCUGGUGGCAGUGGCGGUGUCACACCAAUGAAGAGUUGCAGUGGUUCAACAAUAUCGCUGAUGGCGUCAAACGGUCAUUUGCCCAACUAUCAAUUGGUCACCGCAGUGCCUGUUGUCAUAUUGGAUGACGAAAAGAAAACCACAUCAAACGGCGGCACGACAACUGCAAAUGCGGCAACGACCUCAACAACAUCCGCUACAACAACAGCAACACCAGCGAGCAUAACUGCCAAUAGCGCCACAAGAAAUGUCUUCACGUGGGGCAAGCGCAUGGGCCGCAAGCUGGAUAUAUUGAAGCGUAGCGACACCACAAACACACAUAAGUCACACACAGACCUGCGUUCGUUGUUUCACACAUCCACACAUAACAACAAUAACAACAACAAUGAUAAUGCCAAGGACAACUAUCAGACGCACACGCUGAAGAAAUGCAAAUCCGGACCCAUCGAGACCAUCAAACAGCAACAAAAGCAACAACAACAGAAGAAAGAGCAAAGAGAACAACAAAACAAGCCGCAGGAACAACAACUGCAAAAUGGCGAGGCACACAAUAAAAACCAACAAAAACAAGAGAAAGCGAAGGAACACAGCAGCCACGCCAGCGGCGCACAGUCGAGCACGCCGGCGCAGUCGAACGCCCAACAGCGCUCACAGAAGGCGAUCAAGAAUUUCUUCCAUCGCAUCGGUUCCACCGGCAUGCUCAACCACAAGUCACACAACCUGAUUAAAGCCGCCGAACCGAGCGGCACGACCGCCAGCAAUCUAUACCGCAGCAGUUCCACUAGUCAGCUGACCAGCUCUUCGUACAUCAAGUGUGACGAUCCCACGGAGGGUCUAAACUUGGCCAACAAUCGCCAGAGCAAGGUGCAGAAGGGCACCGCAAACGUCGCGACAAAUCUGAAAUCGAGCAGCUGCGAUGACAUCGCCAAAGUAGGCACGAGCAACUCGCCGAAUGGCGAUGACGCAACGCUGAGUGCACAAACGCAGACCACUGCUACCGGUCAGGGUGGCGCGGCCGGUCAAGAGUCAACCAACCGGCGCGGCGCUUUCCCCUACGCAUUUCUACGCUCGCGUCUCUCCGUUUUACCGGAAGAAAAUGGCGGUUCGGUGAUGAAGCAACCAUCACUCAGCAGUCUGCAUACAAUGGACACUGGCGGCUUACAAGCGCUGCACCAGGCGGCGGUGCAGUAUAUGCAAGCGGGUCAGCAACGCUCACCAACACCGCAGCAUCGGAACUCCACGUCAAUGCUACCCAGUGAUGUAACGACGUUGACCGAUGGCACUUUGGACGCCAUAUCGCUGGCAAGCACUUCUCCAAAUCACCAGCAAAAGGUGAUUUAUCGGAAUGGCGCCCUGAUCAAGCGCUACUCGUCGGACGACAGUGCGAUCAGCAAUUGCUCGCCACAGCAGACGUCGGCUGCCGUCGGUGCAAGCGCUUGCAAUGGUGUGUAUGUGAACGGCGAGGUGCUGGUGUCGCGCAACAACAGCCUCUCCUCCAAGGACUGGGAACCACUUUACCAAAGAUUAAGUAGUUGUCUAAGUUCGAACGAGUCGGGUUACGACAGUGACGGAGGUGGCGGCGGCGGCGUCGGCGUUGGCGGUGGAGGGGUUGCCAACAACAGCAGUGUUGGAAGCAGUGAAAGUACAUGUGGCAGUGUUAUUUACCUCGGCAAUAACACGAACACACAACUGCUGGGCAAUAAUCUUGGUAUCUCCAGUGGAGAUACGGAAUCUAUUGCGUCGGGUACGUUGAAGCGGAACUCGCUGAUUUCACUAACCUCCUCCGAAAGUGGCGUCGGUUGUGGCGGACUGCGCAGCAGUAGCAUAUGCAGCACGACAAGUGGUUCCGUGUCGCUGGGCGGCUACAACUAUGACUAUGAGACGGAGACCAUACGUCGGCGUUUCCGCCAAAUCAAGUUGGAGCGUAAGUGUCAGGAAGACUGCAUUGGAUUGGUUUUGUCGCCGAAGACUGUGAUGACCUCGGCAAAUGAGCAGCAAUACCGUUACCUGAUAGUCGAGAUCGAUCCGUAUGGCAUGGCGCAAAAAGAUGGCCGCCUGCGCAUUGGUGACGAAAUUGUCAACGUGAACGGUAAGCAUUUGCGCGGCAUGCAGUCCUUUGGCGACGUGCAGCGUCUGCUGUCGACAUUCGUCAACAACUGCAUCGACUUGGUGAUUGCGCACGACGAGGUCGCCACCGUCACUGACUUUUAUACUAAAAUAAAAAUCGACGGCAGCGCUGGACAGGCGUACAACUCAAUGCUAUCCUUGCAUGGAGGCAACGAACCAGCGUCCGUCUCAGCGCCGCCCACCGCCAAUCCACAAAGUGAGUAUUUGGCACGCGCCCGCAAGCGGCUCAGCUAUACGCAGCGCACGCAGAGCACGGACAGCAUAAACUAUGAUCUGCAAAGUCUACAGAUGGCGCUGGAGAGUGAGGAUGAGCGCCAGAAGCGAAGACCAUCAUCGGAGGUAAUAGACGCCAACGCUAGUGAGCUGGAUGUCGACGAUGACGCGCGUUCACUGGCUAGUGUAACGACAAUGCAUUCGCUGAGCUCGAUGCCCACGCCAAUGCCGCUAAUGCAACAUAGGCGCUGCUCCACACCGCGUCACUCCAUGGAUACAACGGCAAAUGGUGGUGAGUUUGCUGCCGAGCACAUAAGGCGUCGCGCGCGUUCCUCUUCGGGGCAACGCAACCUCGAGUUGACGCCGCUGUACAAUGCCAGCGCCGAGUAUACGCCGGUGUAUGCGAAUCGCGCGUCCAGCAUAUCGCUGUCUACGCACACGAUCAGUGACGAUGAAAAGUGGCAGCUGUUGGCGCGCAAGCGUUGCUCUGAGGGCGCGGCAUUGCUGCGCGUUCAGCAGCAACAGCAACUGCACCAACAGCAGUCGCAGGACGAGCUGUUGACAGGUUGUGGACGCGUAGCGGGCAAUCGUAGUGCGUCGCUGACCUAUGGUGCGUCGGCGCCACUGGCUGCCGCUGCAUUUUUGGAUACUGUCGAUGGUGCCGGCGGCCAGUCACAGCAACAAGCGUCAGCGUUUCCGUCGCGCACGCACUACACGCGCAACUCCAUCAACCUGUCCAACUCGCAUUAUCGCUCGCUGCGGUUCGCGCAUUCGCGUCUCAGCUCCUCGCGCUUGAGUCUAUUCAUACAGCCGCCUGCCGGUGGCGCCACCGAGGGCGGCAGACUAACAGCAACAACAGCUACCGCUAACAACAAUAACAGUAAUUACCAAAACUCCAAAGCCACUAAUAGUACAAAUAAUACUAAAACACAAACAACAACAAGCACCACUACACCAACAACAACAACAACAACACAAAGGGCGACGUCAGUGGCCAGCAGAGCGCCUGCAAGUGGCGCUGCCAGCACUGAUAGCAACACCACCGACGAUGAUGUGCGUCAUCAGCGCAGACAACAACAACAGCUACAGCAGCAGCAACAACAACAACAAGCGUCGUCUGAUCUCACUAAUAACACUAAUACAAAUGUUAAUCCUUUUCACCUCAUUUCUUACCAACAACAACAACAACACCACCAAAACUUAACCGAACAACAACCACACCACCAGCAGCGUCAUCACGCAACGCCUACACCUUUAUAUCAACAGCAUUUAACCGUACCAUCAACUUCUAUGCCCACAGCAUUAACCAGUGCGAGUUCGAAUUCGAAUACAACAACAAGUGCAAAAGCUGCGGCAACACAUUCACUUCAAUAUCAUCGCCCUUCAUUGCCCGCGGCGAAACUAACAAUCCGCGACGAAGAAAUGGCCGAAGUCAUUCGCGCUUCGAUGAGCGACGGCGCCAGCCGCUCCACGCCAAAGACCAUCACUUUCUUCAAGGGGCAUGGCAUGAAAUCGCUGGGAUUCAGCAUUGUUGGCGGACGCGACUCGCCAAAAGGCAAUAUGGGUAUUUUCGUAAAGACUGUAUUCCCUUCGGGGCAAGCGGCGGACGAUGGCACACUGCAGGCGGGCGAUGAAAUAGUCGAAAUUAAUGGCACCUCGGUGCAGGGCAUGAGCCACGCUGAAACCAUACGCCUGUUCAAGGAUGUGCGCGAGGGUGCAAUAGUGCUGAAGGUGUUGAGAAGGAAGUUACAAAAGGCGAAAUCAAUGGGCGCUUAAGGUGGACCAGAAACCACCGCAUGUAAAGUGUUAUCACGAGGCACGGCCGCUUGUUAAAUAUUAAUAUAUUUUAAUUUAAUUUAAUUAAAUGUAAAAAUAAAUAUUUAAAGUAUGCAGUUACGUAAGUUAGUGUUAAAAAUGUUUGUAAUGUCAUAAUAUAGUCUAAUUUAUAUAGUGAUAAGCUCGAGCUUGAUUUUAAACAAUGAAAUAAAGUAUUAAAUUGUAUUCGCGGUUUUUAAUUUUUUUUUUAAGAUAUAUGCGAAGGAUAAAAAGAUAGGCCAAAAAUGAAGUUCUGAAUAAUAA